Molecule: messenger RNA, 3267 nt
Organism: Miscanthus lutarioriparius
Lineage: Eukaryota; Viridiplantae; Streptophyta; Magnoliopsida; Poales; Poaceae
Source: the annotation of a GenBank genome assembly
AUGUCAACGAAUCCUGAUGAACCUAAGAGUCGUGCCCGGACAGACUUUUUGCUCAACAAUGAAUCAGAGGUUCAGAAGUUUUGGGAUGAGAACAAGGUUUUUGAGGCUGAUCCUGGCAAUGAGCCUCCAAGCCCUGGGGAAAAAUUCUUUGGGAACUUUCCAUACCCUUACAUGAAUGGCUUGCUGCAUCUGGGCCAUGCCUUCUCGUUGUCCAAGCUUGAGUUCGGUGCUGCAUACCACAGGCUUCGUGGCUCCAAUGUCCUUUUGCCUUUUGCUUUCCACUGCACUGGAAUGCCCAUCAAGGCCUCAGCUGAUAAGCUUGCUAGGGAAAUCCAACAAUAUGGAUAUCCUCCGGUGUUUCCCGUGGCAGAGGGUUCUAGUGCUGCAGUAGCAGAUGCUAUCCAAGCUGACCAGGCUGAUGUUGUUGCCCCGGAUAAGUUUAAGGGGAAGAAGUCCAAGGCUACUGCAAAGGCUGGUGCACAAAAGUACCAGUGGGAGAUCAUGAAGAGCUUUGGUCUAGAUGAUGAAGAAAUUGCCAGAUUUCAAGAUCCUUAUCACUGGUUGACUCACUUCCCUCCAUUGGCAAAGGAGGUUCUCCAGAAAUUUGGCUUGGGUUGCGACUGGAGGAGGUCAUUCAUAACUACUGACAUGAAUCCAUACUAUGAUGCUUUUGUUAAGUGGCAGAUGAGGAAGCUGAAGAAAUUGGGCAAGGUUGUCAAAGACAUGAGGUACACGAUCUACUCUCCGUUGGAUGGCCAACCUUGUGCUGAUCAUGAUAGGGCAACAGGUGAAGGUGUGCAGCCACAAGAAUACGUCUUGAUUAAAAUGGAGGUGAUAUCACCUUUUCCUCCCAAGCUGAAGGCGUUAGAAGGGAGGAAGGUAUAUUUGGCAGCUGCUACACUAAGACCUGAGACUAUGUAUGGACAGACAAAUUGCUGGGUCCUUCCUGAUGGAAUGUAUGGUGCUUUUGAGAUCAACGACACUGAUGUCUUCAUCCUUACAGCCAGGUCUGCUCUUAAUCUUGCAUACCAACACCUAUCCAGGGUUCCUGAAAAACCAACCUGCUUAUGUGAGCUGUCUGGCACUGAUUUGAUUGGUUUGCCACUGAAAUCUCCUCUUGCCUUCAAUGAAACCAUAUAUGCUCUUCCAAUGCUCACUGUCUUGACUGACAAAGGUACUGGCAUUGUGACUAGUGUUCCGAGUGAUUCACCUGAUGAUUUCAUGGCACUGCAAGAUUUAGUCGCAAAGCCAGCACUGAGAGCAAAGUAUGGAGUGAAAGAUGAGUGGGUUCUUCCUUAUGAGAUUAUACCAAUAAUCCACAUUCCUGAAUUUGGAGACAAGUCAGCAGAGAAGGUUUGUCGUGAUCUUAAGAUUAAAAGCCAGAACGACAAGGAGAAGCUUGCUGAAGCAAAAAGAAUGACAUAUCUGAAGGGAUUUACUGAUGGAACAAUGAUUGUGGGUGAGUUCAGUGGUAGAAAGGUUCAAGAAGCGAAGCCGCUGAUUAAAAGCAAGCUUUUGGAAGAAGGCACAGCCGUCUUGUAUAGUGAGCCGGAGAAGAAGGUCAUGUCUAGAUCUGGUGAUGAAUGUGUUGUUGCCCUCACUGAUCAGUGGUACAUAACUUAUGGUGAGGCUGAAUGGAAGCAGAAGGCAGUCAAAUGUUUGGACCACAUGAAUACAUUCUCAACUGAAGCCCGUAAUGGUUUUGAACACACAUUGGGCUGGCUGAACCAGUGGGCUUGUUCGCGUUCUUUUGGCCUUGGUACUCGAAUCCCAUGGGAUGAGCAGUUCCUUGUAGAAUCUCUUUCUGAUUCAACCCUAUACAUGGCUUAUUAUACAGUUGCACAUCAUUUGCAAAAUGGUAAUAUGUAUGGGAAAGAAAUAUCUUCAGUAAGGCCAGAAGAAAUGACAGAUGAAGUCUGGGAUUUUGUGUUUUGUGAUGGUCCAGCACCAAAAAGUGACAUCCCUGCUGCUCUGUUGAACAAAAUGAAGCAGGAAUUUGAGUACUGGUACCCGUUUGAUAUCCGUGUGUCUGGUAAAGACCUUAUUCAAAACCAUCUGACAUUCUGCAUAUACAAUCAUACAGCACUUCUUCCUGAGCACCAUUGGCCUCUUGGUUUCCGCUGCAAUGGGCAUCUUAUGCUUAAUUCUGAAAAAAUGUCCAAGUCCACAGGGAAUUUCUUAACUCUCGAAGAUGCCAUCAAAAAGUACUCUUCUGAUGCCACUAGAUUUGCCCUUGCUGAUGCUGGCGAUGGCGUGGAUGAUGCAAACUUUGUCACUGAAACUGCAAAUUCUGCUGUGAUGAGGCUUACAAAAGAAAUUUCAUGGAUGGAAGAGGUUACAGCUGCUGAAUCUAAAUUAAGAGCUGGGCCGCCCACUACAUAUGCUGACCGUGUGUUUGAAAAUGAGAUGAACAUUGCAAUCAUAGAAACUGAGAAGAGCUACAAUGCUUUCAUGUUCAGAGCCGCCCUGACGUCUGGCUUUUAUGACCUCCAAUCGGCUAGAGAUGAGUACAGGCUCUCUUGUGGUGCAGCAGGCAUGAACCGUGAUCUGUUGUGGCGAUUUAUGGAUGUCCAGACCAGGCUCAUCACCCCCAUCUGCCCACACUACGCUGAGCACGUGUGGCAGAAGAUCAUGAAGAAAGAAGGCUUUGCAAUAAAAGCUGGCUGGCCAGUCGCAGACACCCCAGAUCCUACGCUGAGAAUUGCAAAUAAAUACUUGCAGGAUUCCAUAGUUUCGUUCAGGAAGCUGCUUCAGAAGCAAGAGUCUGGCUCCAAGAAGCCUAAGAAGGGAGCUGCACCAGCACCUCCAGCCGAGGAAAAGAAGAUGAGCAUUGGCCUUAUAUAUGUGGACGAGCACUACUCUGGCUGGAAAGAGCAGUGCUUGAGGGUGCUGCAGUCCAAGUUCGACAGCCAAAGUCGCUCCUUCGCACCUGAUAAGGAAAUAGCAGAAGCUCUGAAGGAGUGUCCCAUCGGGCAGGAAAUGAACUUGAAGCAAGUUCAGAAGCUGUGCAUGCCCUUCAUAAAAAAGAAGAAGGACGAGGCAUUGGAGGUUGGUCCUCAGGCGUUGGACUUGAAGCUUCCGUUUGGUGAGAUGGAUGUUCUCCGGGAGAACAUGGAGCUGAUCAAGAGGCAGCUGGGCCUUGAGCAAGUCGAGGUGCUCUCGGCGUCCGACGAAGCUGCUCGCGCUAAGGCCGGUGAGCAUGUUUCGCUGCUGGAGAAAAACGCACCUGGUGUCCCCAUCGCCAUCUUCCUCAGCAGACAGGGCUGA